Molecule: messenger RNA, 3575 nt
Organism: Girardinichthys multiradiatus
Lineage: Eukaryota; Metazoa; Chordata; Actinopteri; Cyprinodontiformes; Goodeidae
Gene: prkci
Product: protein kinase C, iota
Exons: 18
Coding region: 451-2217 (588 amino acids)
Biological process (GO): protein phosphorylation
Molecular function (GO): diacylglycerol-dependent serine/threonine kinase activity; protein binding; ATP binding
Source: RefSeq, a predicted model, not a curated record
CUGUGCGGCUGAGCGUUGUUGUUGGUACAGUCAGAGUGAUGCUUAAACGAUAGAAGUGGUUUUUUUUUGGAUAAAGGUUAUUUUAAAAGGCCGAUUUUUAAAUCGUAUUUACUAUACAUCUUUAGGUACAUGUAAGAGUUUAAAUUAUAUAUGUUUUUCGUGUCCGUUUGGGUGUUAAGGUUGGUUAUCCGCCUCCCCGAACAUUCCUACAUUGGUUCGGUCCGUCGCUAGGCCUUUGCGGUAGGGAGUUGCUUGGCGGACCUGCAAGUUUUUAUUUACUUUAUAGGUUAAUUUGAUUUGGCCGAGGAAGCCCGGAACCUCUGUUUUCACCAUCCUCUGACUCUGGGUCAUUCCGUGUCGGGGGACUCUUGAAUCUCAGUGUUUCGGGGCGUGGUGCACACCCACACCGCUGAAGAGGGAAGGGAGGUAUCGGUGUCCGCGGCGGAGCUUAUGAUGCCGACGUUGCGGGACAGCACCAUGUCCCACCCCGGAGAGAAUUCCCACCAAGUCCGGGUCAAGGCUUAUUAUAAAGGGGACAUCAUGAUCACACAUUUUGAACCGUCCAUCUCUUAUGAGGGCCUGUAUGGUGAGGUGAGGGACAUGUGCUCAAUGGACAAUGACCAGCUCUUCACCAUGAAGUGGAUCGAUGAGGAAGGUGACCCCUGCACCGUGUCAUCUCAGCUGGAAUUGGAAGAAGCUCUUCGCCUUUAUGAACUUAACAAAGACUCCGAGUUGACCAUCCACAUAUUCCCAUGUGUACCCGAGAAACCUGGCCUGCCUUGUCCAGGAGAGGACAAGUCGAUAUAUCGCCGUGGCGCCAGACGUUGGAGGAAGCUUUACUACGCGAGCGGUCACGCCUUUCAGGCCAAACGCUUCAACAGGCGAGCGCACUGUGCCAUCUGUACAGACCGAAUCUGGGGUCUGGGGCGACAAGGCUACAAAUGCAUCAACUGCAAACUGCUGGUGCACAAGAAGUGCCAUAAACUGGUCACAGUGGAGUGUGGCCGACCGAUGAUUCAGGAACCAAUUAUGCCCGUCACAUCAUCGAGUCAUCACGACCCGGCUGAACAGCAAGGCCCUCAGACUAAAGACUCCAGUCGAAGCUUGAAUUACGAUGGAGAGGAGAAAGAGGCACGGAGCAGCAGAGACAUGGGGAAGUCUCCCACCAGCAUGGGCCUGGCGGACUUUGAUCUGAUGCGGGUGAUCGGCAGAGGCAGCUACGCCAAGGUGCUGCUGGUGCAGCUAAAGAAGACGGAGCGCAUCUACGCCAUGAAGGUCGUCAAGAAGGAGCUCGUCAACGACGACGAGGACAUCGAUUGGGUCCAAACAGAAAAGCACGUCUUUGAGCAGGCCUCUAAUCAUCCGUUCCUGGUCGGCCUCCACUCCUGUUUCCAGACAGAUAGCAGGCUGUUCUUUGUUAUUGAAUAUGUAAAUGGGGGUGACCUCAUGUUCCACAUGCAAAGACAAAGAAAACUCCCAGAAGAACACGCCAGAUUCUACUCGGCAGAGAUCAGUCUGGCACUCAACUACCUCCAUGAGCGGGGAAUCAUCUACAGAGACCUGAAGCUUGACAACGUACUGCUGGACUCUGAGGGACACAUCAAACUUACAGAUUACGGCAUGUGCAAGGAGGGUUUGAGACCUGGAGAUACAACAAGUACUUUCUGUGGUACCCCUAAUUACAUCGCUCCGGAAAUACUUAGAGGAGAGGAUUAUGGGUUCAGCGUGGACUGGUGGGCGCUGGGCGUGUUGAUGUUCGAGAUGAUGGCGGGCCGGUCGCCGUUCGACAUCGUUGGUAGCUCCGACAACCCAGACCAAAACACAGAAGACUACCUCUUUCAAGUUAUAUUGGAAAAACAGAUCAGAAUCCCACGCUCAUUGUCAGUCAAGGCUGCCAGCGUUCUGAAAGGAUUCCUCAACAAGGAUCCCAAGGAGCGUCUGGGGUGCCACCCUCAGACAGGCUUCGCAGACAUCAACGGCCAUCCGUUCUUCCGAAACGUCGACUGGGACCUUCUGGAGCAGAAGCAGGUGGUCCCGCCGUUCAAACCCAACAUCUCAGGGGAAUUUGGGCUGGACAACUUCGACGCCCAGUUCACCAAUGAGCCCAUCCAGCUCACGCCCGAUGACGAGGACAUCGUCAGGAAGAUCGACCAGUCGGAGUUUGAAGGGUUCGAGUACAUCAACCCUCUCCUGAUGUCUGCGGAGGAGUGUGUGUGAGAGACGUUGAGAUCUGCUUCUGUUGAACGCCACCCACCUGCAAACACACACACACACACACACUCACACUUACACGCGUGUUUACGCGGCGUCUCCUUGCUGCAUGGUCACGAGACAACCCAGCAGCAACAUCAACCUUUUGUUCGAGGGCCACACAAGUAGGACGCUUUUUUUUGCCAAAACCAGUCUCACACUCUGCCAUUUAUAACCUCUUGCCCUUAAGCCUACUUUGUUUAUCAAUAAUUUUUUAUACCAUGUAAAUCUGCUGUGAUCAGUUCUCUCGUCUGGGCCGACUUUAUUGCGGCUGAAAAGUUCUUCCAAGGUUGCUGACGGACUGAGCAUCCAUUCCUUUAAGCCGACGGGUCACUUCCAAUGCAGAUUUUAUUUGUGUGUAUAAUAAACUACUAUUGAGGAUGAACACUAGACGAGGCCUUUUUAGCUUCACGCCACAUUUGGACAGAAAUUACUUAUUAGUUCUGUCUAGAACAACAGUAAUCAUCAUAACACUAUUGUUUAAAAAAAAAAAAAAAGAUAAAAAUCUAUAUAUUUUCUUAUAUUUUAUUUUGGACUCUAUAAAGGUGUUACACAUCAAGCCUGUGUAUAAGAACCAGACGAGUACUGGUUCUGGAAAACAAGAGCUUCAGGUCCCUUCUCCCAGAAUGAAGGAAAUGAAACACUAAUAGUGAGUUAAUGCUGUGAAUGAAAGCGCUGUGGGAGCUGGAGGAAUAGCACAAAGCACCUGGAGGCCGUAGCACAGGUUUACUGUUGCCGGGCAGAUUUUCCUUUAAAUACACGUUCAUACAGGACCAAAAACAGUUUCCUGGUACUUGUUAGGUGGUACAGUAUGCAUAAGGAAGAUGUGCUGUCCUAGGUCAUAGAAUUUAUAUAUUCAGAUUUUUCUUUUUUCAACAUUUUUUUUAAUACAAUGCCUUUCUGAAACCUGCGCUCUUUAUUGUUUAUUGUAUUUUCUUUCAUUCCAUGUGCAUCCUUUUCCUGUAAAAUCAGACUCGCAUUGUUGAGCAGUUUUGAUCCUAAAAUGUGGCUUUAACACUGUCAACGGAGCCCGAGAUCUAAUUUUGGAGGUAUUUUAACAAAUGAAUGUAAUGACACUAAGCAGAAAGUGGAGGAAAGCAUUCAUUUGUUACAGUUUAGCUUUAUUGUUGCUUUUCUGUUAAUAUGAUUUAAUUGAGUUUUCUUUUAUCACUAAAUUGAUUCUAAAAUGUUAACGGGGGGACAGUGUAAACACUACUAUUUGUAUGCGUUGUACUUUGCAGAUGUUUUACCAUCCGCUGGACUUUAUUAUUAGUGUUCAAAGAAGAAAAAAAUGCAGAUGGUGAAAUAAACAUUUUAUUUCUCUC